Messenger RNA from Morus notabilis, 1759 nucleotides. Its product is annotated as nucleolin 1-like. Lineage: Eukaryota; Viridiplantae; Streptophyta; Magnoliopsida; Rosales; Moraceae. The transcript has 3 exons. The record is from RefSeq and is a predicted model, not a curated record. Bases 515 to 1504 code for a protein of 329 amino acids.
AUACACAAGUUGGAAGAGCAUUUAGUAAAAAGUCCUUAUAAUAACACCACCUCUAUCGUGUUCCCUCAAUUUUUGCCCUACCCCUUUUCCAAAACGCUACACUCACAUCUGACAUCACACACACACAUAUAUCUUUCUCCACCAAAUCUCCAAUCCAUUCAACCCCUGCCCCCAAAAAUUCUUCAUCCGGUCGUCUUCACUGACAGCCCCACCCUUCCAUCACAAACUCCCGCGAAUCGAAAUCUCGAUAUCUCAGAAUCGAAAAAAAAUUCUUGUUUGUUGUUACUUGUAUUACAAUUUUGUUUUCUUGGGAUUAAGAUUCUUUCGGUCUUCCUGUAACGAAACCCUAAAUCGAGUUUCAGAGCCCCAAUCGGGAAAAAAUUCCAUAUCUUUCAGGAAAUUCUUGGAGAGUUUUUGUGCUUUGACGACUCGCUGAUUUUCCGAUAAUUUGGCGAUUUUUCAUCUGGUGGUGAUAAGCGUCGGCGGAUCUGGAAAUCGGAAGAGACAGAGAGAGAUGUUGGGCGGAGGAAGGAGGGAGGACGGGUCGUUGGUGCUGAACAACACGAACGUGUUCGCCGCGCUCGAUUCACUGAGGAGGAAGAAGAAGUCUGACAAGGACCGCAAGAGCAAAUCCUCCUCCAAGGCCCAGUCCGCCGCCGCCGCCGCCUCCGCCGAGCCCAAGGAGCCCGAGCCCCAGGUGUUCUGGACUCCUGCCCCGUUGAAUGCCAAAUCUUGGGCCGACGUCGACGACGACGAUGACGACGACUAUUACGCCACCACCGCCCCGCCUCAGCCCGUCUGGUGCUCCUCCGAGCCGGAGCAGACUAAGGAUUCGCCCAGCAAUGCAGAGGAUACUGAUAGUGAAGAAGAUAUUCUUGAUGAGGGUGAUGGUGAUGAAGACGUGGAAGAAGAACAUGAUCAUGGAGCAGAGAUUCCGGUGCACCCUGAGCCGGUGGUGAAGAAAUCUCCUGACGUUUCUGUAGCUCCUAAGGAGGCAGAGAGGCAGCUUUCAAAGAAGGAAAGGAAGAAGAAGGAACUUGCAGAACUUGAUGCCCUUUUGGCAGAUUUUGGAGUAACGACGAAAGAGAGUGACGGUCAAGAUGAGUCAUCUGAAGCUGCAAAAGAUAAGGAUGUAGAGCCUAAUGGAGAUGGAGAAAAGAAGGAUAAUCCUGUUACGGAGUCUAAAAGUGCCAAGAAGAAGAAAAAGAAGGAUAAAUCUUCCAAAGAGGUGAAGGAAUCACAGGAUCAGCCAAACAACUCAGAGGUUGGCAAUGGGUCAACAGACGAAGCAGCUGCCGGAACUCAGCAGACAGAGGAGGACGUAUCUGCUGUUGAUGUUAAGGAGCGGCUAAAAAAGAUGGCGUCCAUGAAGAAGAAGAAGUCAAGUAAAGAGAUGGAUGCUGCUGCAAAAGCUGCAGCUCAAGAGGCUGCAGCGAGGAGCGCAAGGCUUGCUGCAGCUAAGAAGAAAGAGAAGGGCCAUUACAACCAGCAACCAGUGCGGUAAAUCUCAAUUUUGUUCAGCGUAUAUAGGAGCAUGUGUGUCAUUGACCAAAAUAUGUGCGAAAUAAACUGAGCUCUUUGUCUGUUUCUUUUCUUUCUUUUCUUUUUUCUUGUUUUAGUAAAGUUGGCUCCUAACUGUAUCGCGAUGAACAAUAUAGGAAGUUUCAUUUUCAUGUUUUGGGAUCUUAUUUUUUGUUCUGUUGUCAUGGGCACAUAUCAAUUUGGCAAUUUUGCUCAAUGGAGAAUUUUUCCUUGGAAA